Molecule: messenger RNA, 720 nt
Organism: Colius striatus (speckled mousebird)
Lineage: Eukaryota; Metazoa; Chordata; Aves; Coliiformes; Coliidae
Gene: NKX2-6
Product: NK2 homeobox 6
Exons: 2
Coding region: 1-720 (239 amino acids)
Biological process (GO): regulation of transcription by RNA polymerase II; cell differentiation
Cellular component (GO): nucleus
Molecular function (GO): DNA-binding transcription factor activity, RNA polymerase II-specific; RNA polymerase II cis-regulatory region sequence-specific DNA binding
Source: RefSeq, a predicted model, not a curated record
AUGCUGCCCACCCCCUUCUCGGUGAAGGACAUCCUCAACCUGGAGCGGCCGGGAGCUGCCGGGGCAUCGCGCACCGGCCCCCGACUUGCCCCCGGCCCCGGCGGGGACAACGAGCCGCUGCCACCGGGAAAACCUUUGCUCAGGCAGCCCUUGGAGGCAGAGGAGAAGCCAGCUGAGCCCUGCCACCGGCCCAGGCAGCGCCCACGGAGGAAACCCAGGGUCCUGUUCUCCCAAGCUCAGGUUUUCCAGCUGGAACAGCGAUUCAAGCAGCAAAAAUACCUCUCUGCUCCAGAAAGGGAACACCUGGCCAACCUGCUCAAGCUCACCUCCACCCAGGUGAAAAUUUGGUUCCAAAACAGGAGGUACAAGUGCAAGAGGCAAAGGCAGGAUAAAUCCCUGGAGCUGGCUGCCCACCCGCUGCCCCCACGGAGGGUGGCAGUGCCUGUGCUGGUCAGGGAUGGCAGACCCUGUCUUGGGAGCUCCCAGACUUUGCCAACUCCCUACAGCAUUGCUACCAGCCCUUAUUCCUACAGCUCCUACUACAGUACCUAUAGCAGCAGCCCAUAUGGUGUGAGGUAUGGAGGGGGGUACCCCAGGGUGACCCCCAGCACCAUCCCCGGCAGUUCCUCCAUCAACGUCAGCCUGGGCAUGGCCAGCGCUGCUCAGCACCAGCCCAUGGGCUUGCAAGCCACAGGGCAAGCUGGGAUUAGGGCUUGGUAG